This is a messenger RNA of Leptosia nina, 1320 nucleotides long. NCBI's taxonomy places the organism in Eukaryota, Metazoa, Arthropoda, Insecta, Lepidoptera, Pieridae. The record is from the annotation of a GenBank genome assembly.
AUGCUAGAUCAGGGUAUAAUCCGUCCCUCAGAAUCCGCUUGGAGCUCGCCUAUUUGGGUAGUUCCGAAGAAGGCUGACGCGUCCGAACGCCCACCAUCAGUUGAUAAUUCGUCUACAGCAUCCGCUCACACUAGUUUAGAGAACCCAAUUUUAGAGAUUCCAAUCGUUGCGGAACCUCUAAACAAAUAUCAUAGGCAGUUAUGCAUUAGAGUAGUAGGUGAUAUUAAAAAACGGCCAACGGGUUCGAAACCGUUUGAUACGCAUACUAGAACAUCAGUACAAGUUUCUAGCUCUAAUUUAGAAUCAGACGUAGUAGAUAUAAUUAAAGAAUUUGUUAAUCCUAAGGUAAAAACCGCGUUGCUUAUAAAUCCUCCCUUAGCUUUUUAUGACAUUAUACCGAUCAUUCAAGAUAAAUUCAAAAGUUCCGCAAUGAAUUUAGUGCUGUGCAAAUACGAAGUAGAGAACGUUAAAGAGUACUUAAGACAGCAAGAGAUACUCAAACAUUACCACGAUGACGUAUUCUCCAAAUACGCGCAGGCAUAUCAUAUUCGCGACGGUACUGCUAUUAGCACGUUACAAGCUUUACUUAAAUUCUGCACUCACCAUGGUCUCCCAUUAACUAUUGUUUCUGAUAACGGUACAGAAUUUACCAAUCAGUUAUUUAGUGAAUUUGUUGCCUUACACAAAAUUAAUCAUCAUAGAACUUUGCCGCAUAGUCCUAACGAUAACGGUAUAGUAGAAAGAUUUCACUCUACUUUGCUUGAGCACCUUCGUAUUUUAAAACUUAGUCAUAAAAAUCAGGACGUAAUUAACCUUAUCCCGUACGGUAUUUUAGCAUACAAUAGUUCUAUUCAUUCAUUCACUAAGUGCCGACCUUUUGAUAUUAUAACUGGCCACUUUGACCCGCGAGAUCCUCUCGAUAUAGAUAUAUCUAAGCACUUAAUGCAGCAGUACAUGCAAACCCAUCGUGACAAUAUGAAACUUGUCUAUGACGCAAUAAAUGAGUCAUCGCUGAGUACUCGUACUCACAUUAUAGAAAACCUAAAUAAAACCCGCGAACCGGAAAUCGAGUACCAACCCCAACAACGCGUGUUCGUUAACAACCCUUUAGCAAGUCGUCAAAAGCUAGCCCCACGAUAUAGUCAGGAUACUGUUCUUGCGGACUUACCUAUACACAUAUAUACCUCUAGAAAGCGCGGUCCCGUAGCUAAAAGUAGGUUAAAACGAGUCCCUAAAAGUGCCCAAUUGUUGCAGGGUGCUACUGGUCCUGACUGCUCGUUUGAUAACGGCUCAGGAACGCAAUCAAGAGAUAACACUUGA